Molecule: messenger RNA, 2043 nt
Organism: Adineta steineri
Lineage: Eukaryota; Metazoa; Rotifera; Eurotatoria; Adinetida; Adinetidae
Source: the annotation of a GenBank genome assembly
AUGUUAUUAUUUCUAUUUGUAUAUUUUCUUUUAUUUAUUUCUUCAAUACAAACUUGUCCUUUAAAAAUUGUUGAUACACGUUCUGGUUGUUAUUGUGGAAUAGAAAUCGAUGGUACAAAUUAUAUUCAAUGUCAUCCAUAUUCAAUAAAUCAAAUACCAGAAUUUACACGUUCAUAUAUUCAUGAUAAAUUAAAUCUAUCUCGAAAUUCUAUUGAAUAUUUAACAAAUAAAUCAUUUCAACAAUUAAAAGUAAAACGUAUUUAUUUAGAAUAUAAUCCAAUAAAAUCAAUUGAUAAACAAACAUUUAAUCAUAAUAAUUUACUUCAUUAUCUCGAAGAACUUUAUAUCGAUACAUUAAAUAAUCAUACAUUAGAAUUUUUAUGUUAUGGUACAUGGAAAAAUCUUCGUAUACUUAAAUUAUCUGGUUUUAAUCUCAAUCAAUAUCAAUAUUGUUUAGAAAAAUUUUAUCGUCUUGAAAAAUUAAUUAUUCAAAAUUCACAAAUUCCGUUUCUAUCAUAUUAUAUGUAUCAACUACCAGUUCUAUAUGAAUUAUCAUUAAUUAAUAAUUCGUUAAAAGAAUUUGCAAUUGAUGAACAAUCUAUAUCAUCAAUUCGUAUAUUAAAUUUAACAUCAAAUCAAUUUCAUACAAUACCAAAUGAUAUAAAUAUUCGUUUACCAAAUUUAAUUACAUUAGAUCUUUCACAUAAUUUUAUUGAACAAAUACCAAAUUUACAACAAACGACAAUCUUGUAUUUAAAUUUAAGUUAUAAUCAAAUUAAUUCGUUCGAAAUCAAACAAAAUCAAUAUUUUAUUGAUUUAUCAUCGAAUCCAAUAUGUACAAUAGAUAAAACAAAUGAUUUAACAAAUAUAUUACUAAAUAAUUUAACUAAUCUUCAUUGUGAUUGUCGAUUAGGAUAUUUUUUAAAAGAUAAUUUAUUUGAUAAUCAAACAAUAUGUUCAACACCGGAUAUAUUUCAUGGUUUAUAUGUUAAAGAUUUAACAUACGAACAAUUAAUGAGUGUAUGUUUAAUAGAUUUACCUCUUAAUUGCAAAGAAAUAACAAAUUUUAAAGAAAUUCAACAAUAUGCUCAAUAUUUUAUUAAUACAACAGAACAAAUUGUGAAUACAACAAAAAUAACUGAAACAAUACGAAAUCUUAAUAAUGAAGAAAUUAAUGUUUCAUCUUUUCGUUUAACAUCAUUCUAUACACUUUAUGAAAAUAAUGAUUUAUUAAUCUUUUGGGAUUUUGACACUUUAUUAACAGAUUAUCUUUUAACAGCACAACUUCAAAUUAUAAUUGAACAUGAAUCUCAAAUUAUUCGACGUAGUAAAUAUCUUUCACCAUAUGUUAAACAAUAUAUUAUACCUCAUAUACCACCAAAUAAAAAUUAUUAUGUAUGUUUAUUAUUGAAACAAUCAUCAUAUGGUACUAAUAAAUAUUGUCGAGAAGUAAUUCUAUUAACUAAUCAAACAUUUUCUCAAUUAUUAUAUGUAAAUCGUUCGAUUGUAUUUGGCUUUUUUACUGGUACAAUUCUUACAACAUGUCUUUUAGUAACAUUAGCUUUUAUUUGUCAUUUACAUUAUAAACGAAAACAUUUUUAUCCAUUAUAUCAUCAUCCACAUCAGCAUCAUCAUCAUCAUCAUCCUCAUCAACAACAACGUUAUAUGUAUAUUCAUCGAACUAAUGACGAAGGAACAUAUAAACAUUCAAUUCUUUCUUCUUCAUUAUCAAAACAACAACGUCGUCGAGGACAUUUAAAACCACUUCCACCUUGGUAUCAACAAACAUCAAAGCAAUUAUCAUCAAUUCCUCGUUCACCUUGUUGUCUUUUACAAUAUCAUGAUAGAACAUUAAGUGGUAGUACAACAACAAAUCGUAUGAUAAGUUUAUCAUCAGAAUACAGUAAUGGAAUUGAUAAAGAACCAAUGACAUCAACAUCAAUUAUGAGUAAUAUGAGUUUAGAUGAUCAAGAAAGUCAUACAAUUCAAAGUCCAACUAAACAUGUUUAUGAAGAACUUGGUGAUAAUAAUUUAUUAGUUUAA